Molecule: messenger RNA, 1254 nt
Organism: Pelodiscus sinensis (Chinese soft-shelled turtle)
Lineage: Eukaryota; Metazoa; Chordata; Testudines; Trionychidae
Source: RefSeq, a predicted model, not a curated record
AUGCCUUCUCUACAGGAGCAACAGAAGGAUUGGGCGCUCAAUUUGAAUGGGUUUGAUGUGGAAGAAGCCAAGAUCCUCCGGCUUAGUGGGAAGCCUCAGAAUGCCCCAGAAGGUCCGAUUGUUGUUUUUGCAGAGUUUUGGGGUGACAUUGCCAAGGAGUUUUACUGGAGGACCCAACCCUCGGGAUCCUUUCUGAAAUACAACUUCGAUGUGACAAAAGGGCCCAUCUUUAUCGAAUGGAUGAAAGGGGCUACCACCAACAUCUGCUACAACCUGCUGGACAGAAACGUCAACGAAAAGAAACUUGGGGACAAAAUUGCUUUUUACUGGGAGGGGAACGAACCCGGGGACUCCACCGUGGUCUCCUACAGCCAGCUGCUGCACCAGGUCUGCCAGUUCGCCAAUGUCCUGCGGGCACAAGGUUUCUCUGCAGAAUCCCUCUGUGAACGGAUCCUCGAUUCCAACUGCUCCCUCCUCAUCACGGCAGACGCCUUUUACAGAGGGGACAAGCUGAUUAACCUGAAGCAGAUCGCGGACGAGGCCCUGCAGAAGUGCAGAGACAAGUCCCUCUCCCCUGUCCUGCAGACUCCCUGGGAUGCGGGCGUGGACCGGUGGUGGCACGAGCUCGUAAAGGACGCCAGCAAGGAGUGCGAGCCGGAGUGGUGCGACGCGGAAGACGAGCGGGGGGAGCCCAAGUUUCGGGGCGUCGUGCACACGGUGGGUGGAUACAUGAUUUUCACUGCUGCCACUUUUAAGUACGUGUUUGAUCACCAUCCUGAGGACGUGUACUGGUGCACGGCCGACAUCGGCUGGAUAACUGGGCACUCCUACCUCACCUACGGGCCGCUGGCCAAUGGGGCAACCAGUGUUUUGGCCCCAAAUGGCCAGCCUCUCUGCUUCCUUGCAGGCCACUUGCUGAGCACGGCGGAGGUGGAGUCGGCGCUGGUGGGACACGCCUCCGUGGCCGAGGCGGCCGUGGUGAGCCACCCCCACCCCGUGAAAGGCGAGUGCCUCUACUGCUUUGUGACCCUGCGGGACGGGCACGAGUUCACCAAGGCCCUGAGGGACGAGCUGAGAAACCAAGUCCGAGAAAAAAUUGGGCCGAUAGCAACCCCCGAUUACAUCCAGCACGCGCCUGGCCUGCCCAAGACCCGCUCAGGUACGGUCCCCCCCGGGUCACCUGCUCCCCCCGCUGGGAAGCGGCACAGCGCCUGGCCUCUGCAGGCCGGGCCUCCUUAGAGCAAGGGAGUCACC